AUGUCUUCCGUGAUUCAUGCCACAAGCGGUGCCGCCGCCGGCAUCUUUGCGAUGACCCUGACCUACCCUCUCAUCUUCUUGUCAACACGUGCAGCUGUCCAAGUUAGGGGCAAGGACAAAUCCACAUACGAGGCGGUCAUUGAUAUUAUAAAGAGUGAAGGUGUGGCAGGCAUGUACAGUGGUCUCAACAGUUCAUUGCUUGGGAUUGGCAUCACGAAUGGGGUUUAUUACUAUUUUUACGAGAAAUCUCGGGAGAUUAUUCUCAAGGGUCGUGAAAAGGGUGUGUCACAGGCUCUGACAACACCCGAGUCAAUGCUUGCUGGCCUCAUUGCGGGAUCAGCAACUACGGCCAUUUCCAACCCUAUUUGGGUUGUACAGACGACUCAGGCCGUCCAAACGGUCCAGGAAGAGUCAUCGCUCCCAACUUCACCGUCUGUCAAGAAAUUGAAUCUUGUUCAGACCGUUAAAUACAUUCUUAAAAAGGGUGGGAUUGGUGCUUUCUGGCGGGGGAUCGGACCAGCUCUGGUCCUGGUAAUUAAUCCAAUUAUCCAGUACACGAUAUUUGAGCAACUUAAAAACUGGCUCAUUGCUAGGAGGACCGCUAGGCUGAGAGAGCAGACAGGGUUGUCAAGAGUUGUGGCUGUGCUCAGUGACCUUGAUUUCUUCUUCCUUGGGGCAGUGUCCAAACUAGGCACGUCAAUGGCGACCUCGGCGACUUAUCCCUAUAUUGUCAUCAAAUCACGAUUACAAGCCGGUCACGACUCUGCUCUUCGUUACAAGUCCUCGAUAGAUGGCAUCCUCACCGUCAUCAAAGAGGAAGGCGUCUCUGGCCUGUACAAAGGCGUGGGGAGUAAGCUCGUGCAAUCCGUUCUAACCGCUGCAAUUCUCUUCGCAGGCCAAAAGAGGAUAUAUGAAACCACUAGAGCUGCAUUGACCUCCGUACCUGUGAAGCGGUGA
Molecule: messenger RNA, 957 nt
Organism: Cantharellus anzutake
Lineage: Eukaryota; Fungi; Basidiomycota; Agaricomycetes; Cantharellales; Hydnaceae
Product: mitochondrial carrier domain-containing protein
Exons: 9
Coding region: 1-957 (318 amino acids)
Cellular component (GO): peroxisomal membrane
Molecular function (GO): ATP transmembrane transporter activity; FAD transmembrane transporter activity; coenzyme A transmembrane transporter activity
Source: RefSeq, a predicted model, not a curated record